AACUCAUCUAUUUCAUCAUCUCUUUUUUCUGUUUUUCAACCUACAUAAUCAUUUCGCAGAGACAAAUCUGACUUUCUUUCAAACACCUUAUCUUCAUGGAUCUAUCUUAGUACUUACUAAAGUUUCACCUUUCUUGUUACAUUGAAGAAAAAUGGCGCCCCCUGACCACCCCACCUCCAAAGGCCAAGCAUGGUUUUGUACUACGGGAUUACCCAGCGAUAUCAUCAUUGAAGUUGAAGAUAUGACCUUCCAUCUUCACAAGUUUCCUCUGAUGUCAAAAAGUAGAAAGCUUCAUGAGAUGAUAACAGAGCAAGAGACAAAUGCAAGUAACAAUAAAAUCCACAAACCUGCUGAACAAGACAACGAGGAGAUUGAAGAAGAAGAGGAGGAGAAUGACGAGGACCUGCAGCAAUGUUGUAUUUCUCUCCCUGAUUUCCCUGGCGGUUCAGAGACAUUCGAGAUAGCUGCCAAGUUCUGCUACGGUGUGAAAAUCGAGCUAUCUGCAUCAAACGUUGCUCCACUACGCUGUGCGGGUGAGUACUUGGAAAUGACUGAAGAGUACUCCGAAGAUAACCUCAUUUCCAAGACAGAGAGGUUUCUUUCACAGACAGUGCUAAAGAGUAUUAAGGAUUCAAUUAGAACCCUAAACUCUUGCAAGAACAUCUUGUUAUUAGCUGAAACACUCGGCAUUGUUCAAAGAUGUAUUGACGCCGUUGCUGUUAGAGCUUCAUCUGCUGAUCCGUCUCUCUUUGGCUGGCCAGUGAAUGACGGAUCAGUCGAAACAAAUACUCGCCGUAAAGGUGUCAAUAGAGGUGGUAUGGAUUCAUGGUUCGAAGAGCUAGGCCACUUGAGUUUGCCUUUGUUCAAGCGUUUGAUCUCCGCUAUGAAAGCUAGAGAUUUGAGUUCGGAGAUUAUCGAGAGCUGUCUAAUGUAUUACGCGAAGAAGUACAUUCCAGGAAUUUCACGCUCGAGUAGAAAGACAUCAUCGUCGUCUUCGAUACCUUCAGAGAAUGAACAGAGAGAACUUUUGGAGACUAUAAUUACUAACCUUCCUGAAGAAACUAGCUCAAGAACUUCAACAGCAACAAGGAUUCUCUUCGGGUUAUUAAGAACAGCGAAUAUACUGAAUGCUUCAGAAGCUUCUAGAGCUGCAUUGGAGAGGAAAAUCGGAUCUCAAUUGGAACAAGCGACAUUGGACGAUCUUCUCAUUCCAAGCUAUUCGUAUCUGAAUGAAACGUUAUAUGAUGUCGCUUGUGUGGAGAGAAUAUUAGGAUAUUUCUUGAACGGAUUGGAAGAGAGAUCGACGGCUAGAAUUCAAGGUGAAGAAGAGAACAUCAGUGUCAGAUCCGCAGCGUUAAUGUUAGUUGGAAAGUUAAUCGAUGGUUACUUAUCAGAAAUCGCUUCCGAUAAUAACUUAUUGCCGGAGAAAUUCUAUGAAUUGGCUGUUGCAUUGCCGGACCAAGCAAGACUUUUUGAUGAUGGCCUUUACAGAGCUGUCGAUGUGUAUCUCAAGGCGCAUCCAUGGAUAUCGGAAGCGGAGAGGGAGAAUAUUUGUGGAGUAAUGGAUUGCCAGAAGCUAACACUAGAAGCGUGUACACACGCAGCUCAGAACGAACGGCUUCCGCUUAGAGCCGUAGUUCAAGUGUUGUUCUUCGAACAACUCCAGCUCCGGCAAGCAAUUGCCGGAACUCUUAUGGUUGCCGACGUGGCACCAGGAGAAAUCCCGCGGCUUAUGGACGGCCGCGGAGAAGGGGAGGGGGAAGGUGGAGAAGAGGAAGAGGAAACGACAGGAGUAGUUGGGGUGACACGUGGACAGGAAGGGAGUAGCACGUGGAGGAAAACAGUGAGAGAGAAUCAGGUGCUACGAUUGGAUAUGGAUAGCAUGAGGACUCGAGUACAGGAACUGGAACGAGAAUGCUCCACAAUGAAGAAAGCGAUCCAGAAGAUCGAUAAGGUAGGCAAACACGGCGGCGGUGAAGAAGGAGGAGGAGGGUGGAGAAAGAAGUUAGGGUGUAAAUUCAAGACGCAAGUGUGUGAUUCGCAUGAGCCAACCGUUGUGGAGGCCAGGAAAGGACGGGGUCAUCGUCAUCAUCAUCAAUAGAGCCAAAUAAGAAACAAAUCAACUUCUUUCUUCUACCUAAUGGUUUCUACUUUUAGUUUUAAAUUAUAUAUCUGUUGUGCUGUAAUUGAGAAAUUGUUUGUUUUCCAACUUAUUCUUUAGUGGACAGAUUCUUUUUUGUUUGUAAGUUGCUGUUUUCUAUAUUUAGAUGUCAAGGAUAAGUUCGGAGAAACACGGUGGUUAAGAAGUUGCAGUUGAACGGUAAUGUAAGGAAUUUGAAUUUACCACUUAUAAUAUCCAGUUAAACAUUUUUUAA
Messenger RNA from Lycium ferocissimum, 2375 nucleotides. Its product is annotated as BTB/POZ domain-containing protein At5g66560. Gene Ontology annotation, molecular function: protein binding. The record is from RefSeq and is a predicted model, not a curated record. Bases 152 to 2101 code for a protein of 649 amino acids. Lineage: Eukaryota; Viridiplantae; Streptophyta; Magnoliopsida; Solanales; Solanaceae. The transcript has 4 exons.